GCAACAGUAACUCUGACCAAUCAAAAAGCAUAUUUUAAUAAUUGGUACUAUGAUUCGUCAUAUGAAAUGUCAAUCUAGACUCUCACCGAAUAAGAAAACAAUGUGGAAGGCAAUCAAUGCCCACUGCGGUCUCUGCUUUGAUAGUGACGUGAGCAGGUGUGUGUCGCCAUUAUUUUAUCAACCGGUUCAUAGUAACCUAUUGCCUUAUAAUUGUGAUAUAAAAAAUGAUUUCGAUUGUUUUUUUUUCUCCAACAUAGGACUUUGAUAUUUUUGCAACAACUACAGUACUAUAGGAUAUAACUAGCUAACAGUUUCUCGUUAGCUUGGCUGACUGACUGACUGGCCGGCCAUCUAGCUAGGGACAAGGCUUGCAAAAAUCUAGCAUAAUCUGUCAUUUUUGUUUUAACAUAGCAGCAAUUCGGCGUGUUAAGUAGUUGGUGAGGUUAGCUAACUAACUAGCUGUCAACUUGCCUUUUGGUUAGCGAAUAUCCUCAAGCCGGCAGAUCACGACAUUAUAGUUACGUUAACCGGUGGUGGCUACAUAGGUAGUAGCUGACAAACGGAUAUAAGUAGCUACAGUAGCUUGUUAGCAAAUCGUAUUUCCACAAGGAUUCAAAAGUAGUUUGUAGUUGGAGUCUACUGAUACGGAGCUGGCAACAUCAUUCAAGUUUGCAAGUAGGUGGCCAAGCCUGACAAGAUGUCAGAGGGAGAAGGGAAGCAGGCGUCGGACUCUGUCCAGGAGGGGAAAACAGAGGCUAUGGUCUCUGCCCCCACUGGUCAGAGCGUGUCAUCCGUGUCCCCCCCAGUGUCCACUGUGACACAGCCCCCUGCCACAGCAGCGACAGAGGACGAGGAAGAGGAGAGCGAGGACGAGUCAGAGAUUCUGGAGGAGAGCCCUUGCGGACGCUGGCAGAAACGUAGAGAGGAGGUGAACCAGCGCAAUGUCCCUGGGAUUGACAACGCCUACCUGGCCAUGGACACCGAGGAGGGCGUGGAGGUGGUGUGGAAUGAGGUCAUGUUCUCAGAGCGGAAGAACUUCAAACUGCAGGAGGAGAAAGUCAAAGCGGUGUUUGACAACUUGAUCCAGUUGGAGCAUCUGAACAUUGUCAAGUUUCACAAGUACUGGGCUGAUGUGAAGGAAAAUAGGGCCAGGGUCAUUUUCAUCACAGAAUACAUGUCUUCAGGAAGCCUGAAGCAGUUUCUGAAAAAGACCAAGAAAAACCACAAGACGAUGAAUGAGAAGGCCUGGAAGCGCUGGUGUACACAGAUACUGUCUGCUCUCAGCUAUCUUCACUCCUGUGACCCUCCCAUCAUCCACGGCAACCUGACCUGUGACACCAUCUUCAUCCAGCAUAAUGGUCUCAUUAAGAUUGGCUCAGUGGCCCCAGACACCAUCAACAACCAUGUCAAGACCUGUCGGGAGGAGCAGAAGAGCCUGCACUUCUUUGCUCCCGAGUAUGGAGCUGUUGCAGACGUCACCACUGCAGUGGACAUUUAUUCCUUUGGAAUGUGUGCCUUAGAGAUGGCUGUACUGGAGAUCCAGAGCAACGGCGAGUCGUCGUACGUGUCCCAAGAAGCCAUCAACAGUGCCAUUCAGUUCCUGGAGGAUCCGCUGCAGAGGGAGUUCAUCCAGAAGUGUCUGGAGCAGGACCCCAGCAAGCGGCCCACGGCCAAAGAGCUGCUGUUCCACCAGGCCCUGUUUGAGGUGCCCUUGCUGAAGCUGCUGGCAGCGCACUGCAUCGUCAGCCACCAGCACAUGAUUCCAGAAAAUGCUCUAGAGGACAUGACGAAGAACAUGGACCUCAACCUGGUGAUCGUGGAGUGCAAGGACGGAGUUCAGAUGAAGCUUUCCCAGUUCCCUGCUCUGGAGCUGGACAAGUUCCUGGAAGAUGUGAGGAAUGGGAUCUACCCGCUGACAGCUUUUGGGGUGCCCGGCCCCAAGCAGCCAGAGCAGGAAGCAGUGAAGUCCCCCAUCGUGCCCCCAUCAGUCAAAAGCCCCACCCCCGAGCCUGCAGAGCUGGAGACCAGAAAGGUCCUACAGAUGCAGUGCAACAUCGAGCCUGUUGACGAGGGCGCCAAACAUCACCUUACGCUGUUGCUGAAACUUGAGGACAAGUUGAACAGGCACUUAAGUUGUGAUUUGUUACCAAAUGAGAACGUGCAGGAGCUGGCCGUGGAGCUCGUUCAGCUGGGAUUCAUCAGCGAGGGCGACCAGCCACGACUCGCUUCGGUUCUGGAAGAGGCCUUCUCCAAGUUCUACAGCCGGAACGGCUUCUUGAAUCCGGUCACCGUCUCCUCAUAGCAGAGGAGCCUCACCCCCCCCCCCUCUCUCCUCAACCAUCCCCCUCGUUCUCAUCCUCUCCCACAGGACUUCGGUGUCCCUGCCUUGGCCUGUCCCUGCCCCCCCCACUAGGUGUUUUAGUCUUUUUGUACUUAUGCUUCUAUUUUAUCUUGUGUAGCCAUUUGCUUCUCUGUUUUAAAAGAAGAAGAAAAACGACUCGGUUGUCACUUUAGUCAGUAUUAUGAGCUAUAUUAUGAACGUUUUUAAGGAGUUUUUACGCAAAACUGUAUGCGAGCGACAAUAUCUUCGGUCUCGUGUACUCAGAUGUACUUAUGCAUGGUGCUGUGUGUGGGCGGAGUCUGGUUGUGAUUGGUCCUCUUAUCUACUUUCUCUUUCUCCCACCGAACCAGGCGUCUUCCUUUGAUGCAUCAGAAGAUGCGAGUGUCAAUGUCCCCCCCC
This is a messenger RNA of Coregonus clupeaformis (lake whitefish), 2740 nucleotides long. RefSeq names its product nuclear receptor binding protein 1 (gene nrbp1). NCBI's taxonomy places the organism in Eukaryota, Metazoa, Chordata, Actinopteri, Salmoniformes, Salmonidae. The record is from RefSeq and is a predicted model, not a curated record. Gene Ontology annotation, cellular component: endomembrane system; cytoplasm. Gene Ontology annotation, molecular function: ATP binding; protein kinase activity. The coding region runs from base 698 to 2302 and encodes 534 amino acids. The transcript has 18 exons. Gene Ontology annotation, biological process: intracellular signal transduction; endoplasmic reticulum to Golgi vesicle-mediated transport; protein phosphorylation.